AUUACAGGUGUUCACGUGUCCGUGUCCGUGUCAUGUCUGGUGUCCGUAUCUGUGUCGUGUCUGGUGUCCGUAUCGGUACUUCAUAUUCAUAGCCACUCAUUCAUUCAUGGAAUACAGCUGUUGAAGUUUGAGAGACUCGAGAAUUAUUGCUUAUACUGACCAUCAAAGAAAAAGAUGUUCACCCCACUACCUUAAAGUAAAGCCAUCAUUCAUUGGCAUAAGCUGCAGUGUGAAAGUUUGUGUUGUGGGAAAGAAUCACUCAAUUAUUGUCAUAGGCUGCAAUGCAUUGAGUCAUUGGCUUCUAAUUACUCGUUUCCAUUCGUCCACUCCACUCCUCUUCCUACCAUGGCGUUAGAAUUCGUUGGUGGUGCUGUUCUCUCUUCUUUCCUUCAGGUUACAUUUGACAGGCUGGGUUCUCAUCAAGUUCUGGACUUCUUUCGUGGAAGAAAACUCGAUGAGACGCUACUGAGCAAGUUGAAGGUGAAGUUACUGUCCAUAGAUGCUCUAGCUGAUGAUGCAGAACAAAAGCAGUUCAGAGAUUCACGUGUGAAAGCAUGGCUUGUUGCUGUCAAAGAUGCGGUGCAUGAGGCAGAGGAUGUCUUGGAUGAAAUAGAAUAUGAACACUCCAAAUGCCAAGUUGAAGCUGAACCUGAAUCUCAAACCUGUACUUGCAAGGUACCAAAUUUCUUCAAAUCUUCUCCUCUUAGUUCCUUUAACAAGGAAGUUAAAUCAAGGAUGGAACAACUCAUUGGCAGCCUAGAAUUUCUCUCGAGCCAAAAGGGUGAUCUAGGUUUGAACAAUGCUAGUGGUGUUGGAUCUGGAUUCGGUAGUGAAGUGUCACAGAAAUCACCAUCAACAUCUUUGGUGGUUGAAAGUGUUAUUUAUGGCAGAGAUAAUGACAAGGAAAUGAUAAUUAAUUGGCUCACUUCUGACUCUGGCAACCACAGUAAGUUAUCAAUACUUUCUAUUGUGGGUAUGGGCGGAAUGGGUAAAACCACACUUGCCCAACAUGCAUACAAUGACCCAAGGAUAGAUGAUGUAUUUGACAUCAAAGCUUGGGUCUGUGUUUCAGAUGAUUUUACUGUUUUCAAGGUAACAAGAACAAUUCUUGAGGCAAUCACUAAGUCAACUGAUGAUAGUAGAAACCUACAGAUGGUUCAUGAAAGAUUGCUAGUAGAGUUGAAAGAUAAAAAGUUUCUUCUUGUUUUGGAUGAUGUUUGGAACGAAAAACUGGACGAAUGGGUAGCUGUGCAGACUCCUCUAUAUUUUGGGGCUGAGGGAAGUAGAAUCAUUGUCACAACACGCAAUAAGAAAGUUGCUUCUAGCAUGAGGUCAAAAGAACACUACCUGCAGCAAUUACAAGAAGAUUAUUGUUGGCAGUUGUUUGCAGAACACGCAUUCCAAAAUGCUAAUCCUCAAUCAAAUCCAGACUUCAUGAAGAUUGGUAUGAAGAUAGUUGAAAAAUGUAAAGGACUUCCUCUAGCCUUGAAAACAAUGGGAAGUCUAUUACACACCAAAUCUAUUUUGGAAUGGAAAGGCAUAUUGGAAAGUGAGGUAUGGGAAUUAGAUAAUAGUGAUAUUGUCCCUGCUUUAGCACUUAGCUAUCACCACAUUCCUUCCCAUCUCAAAAGAUGUUUUGCUUAUUGUGCAUUAUUUCCCAAAGGUUAUUUGUUUGACAAGGAGUGUUUAAUUCAGUUCUGGAUGGCUCAAAAAUUGCUACAAUGCCAUCAACAGAGUAAGAGUCCAGAAGAAAUUGGUGAACAGUACUUCAAUGAUCUAUUAUCGAGGUCCUUCUUCCAAGAAUCAAGCAACAUAGAGGGGGGAAGGUGUUUUGUCAUGCAUGACCUUCUCAAUGAUUUGGCAAAAUAUGUUAGCGAGGACAUGUGUUUCAGGCUGGAAGUUGAUCAAGCAAAAACCAUACCAAAAGCAACCCGUCAUUUUUCAGUUGUGGUCAAUGAUUAUCGAUAUUUUGAAGGUUUUGGAACUUUAUAUGAUACAAAAAGGUUGCAUACGUUUAUGUCAACAACUGACUGCAGAGAUUCUCAUGAAUAUUAUUGGAGGUGCAGGAUGUCAAUACAUGAGUUGAUCUCCAAGUUUAAGUUCUUACGCUUCUUAUCUUUGUCUUAUUGGCAUAGACUCACAGAGGUGCCUGACUCUAUUGGCAAUCUUAAACAUCUUCGUUCUUUAGACCUUUCCCAUACUAGCAUAAGAAAACUACCAGAGUCAACUUGUUCACUCUACAACUUGCAAAUACUGAAACUGAAUGAUUGUAAAUAUUUGAAGGAGCUGCCCUCAAAUUUACAUAAACUCACCUAUUUGCGAUACCUUGAAUUUAUGAAUACUGGAGUGAGAAAGCUGCCAGCACAUUUGGGAAAACAGAAGAACCUUCUAGUAUUGAUAAAUUCGUUUGAUGUUGGGAAAAGUAGGGAGUUCACUAUUCAGCAGUUAGGAGAACUCAAUCUUCAUGGAAGGCUAUCAAUUGGUAGGCUGCAGAAUGUUGAGAAUCCAUCGGAUGCCUCAGCUGUGGAUUUGAAAAAUAAAACACACCUUAUGCAGCUAGAAUUAAAAUGGGAUUACAAUGGGAACCUUGAUGAUUCUUCCAAAGAAAGGGAUGAAAUUGUAAUUGAGAAUCUAGAGCCUUCCAAACACUUGGAGAGGUUGUCAAUCAGGAACUAUGGUGGUAAACAUUUUCCAAAUUGGUUACUACAUAAUUCUUUAUUGAAUGUGGUGUCCUUAGUGUUGGACAGAUGUCAAUCUUGCCAACGUUUGCCUCCCCUUGGACUCUUGCCAUUGCUCAAGAACCUGGAGAUUUCAGGCCUUGAUGGGAUAGUGAGUACUGGUGCUGAUUUUCAUGGGAAUAGCUCUUCUUCAUUUACAUCCUUGGAAAAAUUGAAAUUCUACAAUAUGAGAGAAUGGGAAAAAUGGGAAUGCCAAAAUGUGGCAAGUGCUUUUCCAAGUCUUCAACAUCUUUCCAUAAAGGAAUGUCCUAAGCUGAAAGGGAACCUGCCACUGUCCGUGCCGCUUGUUCAUUUAAGGACACUAACAAUUCAGGACUGCAAAAAUCUUCUAGGCAAUGAUGGAUGGUUGGAAUUUGGUGGGGAACAAUUCACCAUCAGGGGACAGAACAUGGAAGCAACGUUGCUGGAAACGAGUGGGCACAUCAUAUCUGACACUUGUCUUAAAAAGUUGUAUGUUUAUUCUUGUCCAGAAAUGAAUAUUCCCAUGAGCCGUUGCUACGAUUUCCUUGAAUCGUUGACCAUCUGUGAUGGCUGCAACUCUCUAAUGAGCUUUUCGCUAGAUUUAUUCCCAACACUUCGGAGACUUCGUCUUUGGGAGUGUCGUAAUCUACAGAGGAUUUCACAGAAGCACGCUCAUAAUCAUGUGAUGUAUAUGACAAUCAAUGAGUGUCCUCAAUUAGAAUUAUUGCAUAUCCUCCUUCCAUCUCUGGAGGAGCUACUCAUAAAAGAUUGUCCAAAAGUUCUGCCUUUCCCUGACGUAGGUUUGCCAUCAAAUCUAAACAGGUUGACUCUCUAUAAUUGCUCCAAAUUUAUAACCUCACCAGAAAUAGCUUUGGGAGCCCAUCCCUCUCUAAAAACCUUGGAUAUUGGAAAACUGGACCUGGAGUCAUUUCAUGCUCAAGAUUUGUUGCCACAUUCUCUUCGUUAUCUAUGCAUCUAUGACUGCCCCAGCCUCCAAUACUUACCAGAGGGUCUCUGCCACCACUCCUCUCUCAGGGAACUGUUUCUUCUGAGCUGCCCCAGGCUCCAAUGCUUGCCAGAUGAGGAUCUGCCCAAGUCCAUUUCAACUCUGGUAAUUCGGUAUUGUCCCUUGCUCCAACCGCGUUGCCAGAGACCAGAAGGCGAAGACUGCGGAAAGAUUGCUCAUAUUGAAAAUCUCUUUAUUAUUGACUGAUUCUGAUUCUGAUUGAUUAUCACAUUGAAAAUUCUAUAGGGUUCUCUUCUGCUAAGUGAUUCUUGUAAAUCACUCGAUCAUUAUUUUCUAAAAUUUGCUUUCUGCUUCUAGCUAGAGUCUGGACCCAUCAGUUAUUUGCUAAUUGGACAAAAUAUUACACGGUAAAAAUUUGUUUCCAAUGUUUUACGAGAAUUCAUUGUGGCAUGCAUUGACAGCUAUUUCUUCAUACAUUAUGCAUUUGAUAAUUUGAAUAUAUAGCUGAAUUCUAAAGAGAUAAUUGUUCUUUUUAUAUUGAAAAGGUUUGAUAUAGUUAACACCUAACAGUGAUUUUAACACCUAAAUUAUACUUCUGUUAGUUCUUAGAAGAACGGAAAAGCGGAUUUAGUUAUUGAAUGGUGAUUGUACGUCGCAGGUUUAGGAGAGAGAUUUAGUAGGAAAUUUUUGAAGAGAAGUAGUACUUAGUAGAUGGCUGUCUAGUAAUCUCUUGGAUAAAGGUAGUAUAUUGAUUUCUCAAAGAAAACUAAAUGAUGACUUUCAUUGUAACCAAUAAAACCUAAGUUCAACCAACUUCCCAAUUUAAACAACUUAAUGUGGACAACACAACGCUCAAGAAAUAUGAUCUCCUUGUAAUGACUAACUAUGGAGGCAAGCUCUAGAGAGAUGUGUGAGGAGUUCCGCCUUUGUUGUGUGUUAUGUUUGUGAAGGAUGGGAUAAUGAUGGAUUGAUCACUUGAGAUAGUCGGAGAGAUGUGAAACUCCAUGUGAUGUGUAGAUGAGUUUAUGUUGUUUAGUUGAUUGUUGUCUGAUACCAUUAACAGAGGAGCCAACACAAACUUAUAUAUAAAGGACAAUCCCAGUGGGGGGAAAUCAUUGAGGAGUCAAUCCUCCCAGAUUAGUGAUACUUGGGGAUGGAUCAUUGACUCAUUGUUUCUUAGGGAUAUGACAUUGAGUUUCCACGAUGUAAACUUAGCAAUCCCGACAAAUGCGAGACAUCACCAAUUAGCUAGAGCUUGUCAUUAUACCAUGGUGAGGGUGUACUUCCAAGAGUCAUCCAACUUAAAAUGUGUAAGACCAUUGAGUUCUAGAAGUUUUAGUGGCAACAGACCCGUGAUGUCAUAAGUUAAGAAUUUGUUAGAAAUGUGAAUAAGAUUGUGAGAAAGACUCUGAGAGGACCACAUCAAGGUGCUUAGUAUGUAUUUUUGUGAUUGUAAAUUCGUUUGCUUGUGAUUUUUAUAAGAGAUGAGUGAUUCA
Molecule: messenger RNA, 5162 nt
Organism: Glycine soja
Lineage: Eukaryota; Viridiplantae; Streptophyta; Magnoliopsida; Fabales; Fabaceae
Product: putative disease resistance RPP13-like protein 1
Exons: 1
Coding region: 346-3912 (1188 amino acids)
Biological process (GO): defense response to other organism
Molecular function (GO): ADP binding; protein binding
Source: RefSeq, a predicted model, not a curated record